Messenger RNA from Caretta caretta (loggerhead turtle), 5696 nucleotides. RefSeq names its product proline rich 18 (gene PRR18). NCBI's taxonomy places the organism in Eukaryota, Metazoa, Chordata, Testudines, Cheloniidae. The record is from RefSeq and is a predicted model, not a curated record.
UCCAAUCACUUGUGAAUGGUAGUAAUUAAUCUCCAGCUGAUUAAAUCAACAUAUAUUUAAUCGUUCAUUUUAGUAGUUACAUGGCCACAUUGUAUUUAUCCUCCCAGCACUCCUGUGAGGUAGGGAAGUACUACUGUCCUCAUGGUAUGGGGAACAGAGGCACAUAUUGAGCACGUGACUUGUCCAUAGCCCCACAGGAAAUCUGUGGUGAAGCAGGGAAUCCCAGGUCUCCCAAAUCUCAGCCUAACAACUGGGUCAUCCUUACUCUCCUGCUUUUAACAUCUUAUCUGAUUUGGCUUUAACAAUUGUGUCCUUGUUUCCACAUUUUCCUCAAUUAGAAUAUCAUGUUCUGAAACAUUAUCUUUGUUUUUGAGCCAUGUGAUCGCCCUUUGCAAACCGUCCUGCAAAAUAUUUCUCUGGAGUGGUUGCCCACAUUCAAUCACUAGCUGUUGUGGACUGUCUUCUUAGAACAAUAUGAUAUAGCUACUUUGUUGGCCUGCUUGAAAGAAUAACUUCAAUUAUCUUCCACUGUUGCUCUGACUACUUUUCUUUCUACACUCUGGGUGAUCUCAUCCAUGCUCUUGGUGAAUGUUACCUAACCAUUGCUCUCUGCUGCAAACUAAUGUAGUCCUCCAUCCCAACCAGUCUUACAUCUCAGCCUGUCUUACUGAUAUCUUCUCCUAGCUGUUCUACUAAAUCCUCUCACUAAUCUAACUUCUCAUUUUUCCUCCUAGGUUCUCUCUUCCCUUAUCACUGCUGACAAUUUCACUGUCCUCCCUAUCAUUCAUGUUUGCAAGCUGUUUUAUGUACCUUUUAAAACUGGGCCCAUGGUCAGAGUAAGGGGAAGGAUAUAUUGGUUUCUAUUCUUACCCAUCCAUUCAGUUGGGUAGACUUUAAUAUUGGAAUUAUUGUGGGAAAGCUAACUCAAAAAUGAGUAAUACUUUGUUGUGAAAGCAGUGUGGUGAGUUAUCACUUUUUUGGGUGGGAGACUGUCUCCAAAACCUCCUUUUGAUUGCCUGGGUGAGCCUUUUGAUGUUACAGCGAUCCAGCAGCUCCUACCAGCGACCAUCCAACUGAGGAACAGCAGCUCCCUCCUUCUACCAUCCUCAACUGGUAGAGGUUAAGUCUAGGAACAAGACAAAGCUAAGACAUUAGGAAGGAGGGGGGAGCUUAAGAGACUAGUGCCUAUGGCGAGGAGAGUGUGAAUGAAGGGUGAGGGGCUGAAACAGUAACGAAACUUCCACUAUGCCACCUUAUUUCAGAAUAAAUUUAUGGCCUGUGUAGGUCUCUUUAAAUUCACCUGUGAAUGUAAAAAGGAAUUGGUAUCUGUUGACUAUUUCACUAUAUUUUAGUAGAGAAGGUGAACCGGUACAUCAUAAAUAGCUGUUCCAAGGGGGAGGAGAGUAUGUAGUGCACAGCAAAAAGGGAAAGUGACCAUCUGAAUAGAUAAGGGAAGCAUUUAUAUUUUCUACAUUUGAAUAUAUUUAAUGUUCUUUUUUUAGUGUAUUAGGAACAAAUUAUUACAAUAAAUACAUAUUUUAAGUGACUUUUUAAAAAAAUGUAAAAAGCAGUAACCCCCCUUCUGCAAGGGGUACAGUAUGCCAUCGCACUAGCUUUUAAAACACAUCCUGAAAUCCUCUGUCCUAAUAUUUUACAGAUGUAAAUGGCACAGUCUCGCUCAAACUGUGCUUACAGCUCUCGCGAACGUUUUGCUCUACCUCUUCCUCCUCAGAGCCAGUCUUGCCUCUUCUAUUAAUACUUUAAAAAAUCACGCCCCUCCUUUCCAUCAUGGCUCAAACACGCGGAGGGAGUGAUCCGCAGCCCCCCGCCGUGAGUGCUUCCCCCGCCCCUCAGUCCCGCCUCCUGCUCAGCCCCGCCGCUGCGUGUGUGUCUCAUUCAGCGGGAGCCAGCGACGGAGCGCGGCGGUCUCAGCACGGUCGCGCUCUCCCAUGGAGCUGCAGCCUGGGCACGCAGCCGGGACCGACCCGUCCGCGGGGGAUGCUCGGCCCUGCCCGGGGAGCCAUCAGCCCUGAGCCGCUGUGAAGAGCAGAGGGGGGUCACCGGGCACCACCAUGUCCCUGCCGCCCAUCCUGCCUCCCCCAGCCCCGGCCGCUCUCCCCGCCGCCCCCCGAGCGCAGCCCCGGAAGCCGGCGGCCCCCAGGAAGGCAGCGCCGCCGCCGGCCGCCGAGGAGAAGCCGCUGAGGAAGCCGCGGGGGGCGCCCCCGGAGCGGGCCGGUCCCUUCCCCAGCUCCUGGCCUUGCGCCUCCCUGCAGAGGCAGCAACCGCGGAGGCCGGCCCCGGCCCCGCCCCAGCCCCGCGGCCGCUCCUGCGAGAGCCUGUGCGCGGAGGCGGGAGCUGGAGAGGCCGCGCUGCGCUUCUCGCUCAGCCUCCCGCCCGAAGCGGCCCUGGUGCUGCAGCGCCGCAGCCUGGAGAAGCAGCGGGGGCGGCCGAGCCCCUCCGCCGGCCCCGAGCGCCUCCUGCCGGGCUCCCGGAGCAAGGCGGCGGCGGCGGCGGGCGGCGCGGCGCGGAGGGGGGCCCGGGCCGGGCCGGGCUCCGGGCCGGGGGACUUGCGCGCCCUGCUGAAGAUCUCGCUGCUGAACGAGCGGCACCGCUACGACGACGUGGAGUACGAGGAGGAGGCGGCGCCGGGGGCCGCGGCGGACGAGGGGCUGGUGCGCAAGUGCACCGAGUGGCUGCGCGGGGUGGAGAGCGCGGCCGGCCGGGAGCGGGCCGACAAGCUGGAGACCCUGCCCCACCUGGGGGCGCUCUGAGGCUUGGGGGGAGUGCCCUGCCCGCCCCGCCAAACACCCCCUCUCCCUGCCCUGCCGCACGCAGCCGGGGAGCGCUCAGCCCCCGCCCCUCCUCGCAGCAGUAGCCGGGGGGCUCCCCGUGGGAUGUGCCGGGGAGCGGGGUUCUUCUUCUCUCAUCAUGAGCCCCCCCGGGAAGCUGGACAGCACCGUGUCCUGCUCCGAAGCCACCUGACGUCUUCGUCUGCUCAGACUCAGAGUCACGGAAAGCGGAGUUUUAGUGCCAGGUUUAACCGCCCGCCCUGCUGCUAUCCCCGCCUGAGGAAACUGACUUGCGCUUUGACCCGCUGGAGGCGGGCGGCCGUUCCAGGCGCUACAUAAAGGGGGUGGAAAUGUAUUUAUAGCUGCUGUAUCCUGUGCAUUUUCAUUCACAUCUUGUGGGGAGAGAAAAAAGGGGGCUGACUAAUCAGUGUUGUAUAGAUGCUUCUGAUCCGGCUGGGCUGCUGGAUGCUUUUUAUCUGAAAUCAGGAGACAGAGUUUUUAAUGGAUGAUGGACAGGACGGGGUGUUUGAAUGUGAUCAAAUGUGAGCAGAAACCAAGACAAACGUUCUCAGCUAGUUAACUUACUGUAAGGCAACAGGUGCUUCAUCUGCUGUAUUUACUUCAGUGUGUGUUGUAGCAAAAGCUGACUCCUGACAUUUGCAGGAAUUGUUUAUGAUCUCUGGGUCUGGGUAGGGAGAGGAAGGUGGGAGAAACUUGUUUAAACUGUGGAGCCUUUAUCAGAAACUGUCACAAAAGUGUCUUUGUGUUAAACAACAAAAGGCAGUCAAGCAAAAAAGGAAAACAAAACCGCUGUGCAAUACAGGGCCUCAAGACAAAGUGUUCAGUUACUGAAGGAUAAAUGUACUGAUUUCCUUUUGAAAAGAAACUACUUUGUAAAUAGAGGAAGGGUACAUUGAUUUUGUCUGUUUGUACAUAAAGGAACAUUUUUAUUUAUUUGAAUAAACGAUUAAAGCCUUUUGUGUUGCAACAGCAGCACCUUUGUAACUGUGAAUGGGGCUCUUUCUUAAUCUGUUGCAGGUAUCUGAUUGCAUUUAGCUGUGGGAUUGAGAAAAAGACAAACAGUGAUUACACAAUGAUAAAGAUGGGCUGAUAAUAUGCAGAGAAUGUGCAGCUUAUUUAGGAUAAUUUUAAUUUCCUUCCUAGACUAAAAUGCCCAGAAGAUUUAAAACCUAAGAAUUGGAACCAAAACCCUUACAGGUAGGGCCCUACCAAAUUCACAGCUAUGAAAAACACGUCACGGACUGUGAAAUCUGGUCUUUUGUGUGCUUUUAUCCUAUAUUAUACAGAUUUCACAGGAGAGACCAGCGUUUCUCAAAUUGGGGGUCCUGACCCAAAAGGGAGUUGCGGGGGGUGGGGGUCUCAAGAUUAUUUUAGAGGGGGUCACAGUUUUGCCACCCUUAUUUCUGUGCUGCCUUCAGAGCUGGGCAACCGGAGAGUGGUGACUGCUGGCUGGGAGCCCAGCUCUGAAUGCAGAGCUGCCACCAGCAGCAGCACAGAAGUAAGGGUGGCGUGGUAUGGUAUUGCCACCCUUACUUCUGUGCUGCUGCGGGCAGGGGCGCUGCCUUCAGAGCUGGGCGCCUGGUCAGCAGCCACCACUCUGCAGCUGCCCAGCUCUGAAGGCAAAACUGCCGCCCGCAGCAGCACAGAAGUAAAGGGUAGCAGUACAGCAGUCUCCCCUACAAUAACCUGGUCAUUCAUCCGAUGAAGUGCGUUUUAGCCCACGAAAGCUUAUGCUCAAAUAAAUUUGUUAGUCUCUAAGGUGUCACAAGUACUCCUGUUCUUUUUGUGGAUACAGACUAAUGCAGCUGCUACUCUGAAACCUACAAUAACCUUGUGACACUCCCACCCCCAACUACUUUUUGGGUCAGGACCCCUACAAUUACACCAUGAUGUUUCAGAUUUAAAUAGCUGAAAUCAUGAAAUUUACUAUUUUUUAAAAUCCUAUGAUUGUGACCAAAAUGGACCAUUAAUUUGGUAGGGCUCUACUUAUAGGAAGAUUAAUUAAAUCUAAUGAUUGUGUUCAAAUAAGCCUAAUAGCGGGGAUUCAAUGAGAUGGAUAGCUGGCCAUGGCUUAGGGAGUGUGCAGAACAGAGCAGGUUAAGAUGAGACCUUCAACUGGUUUGCACUCAACAUACAGAGCUGUAGCUCUACAUAUGUGUGUGAUAUAUAUGGAGCAUUUACCUGGGUGUACAGUUUGGAAAAAAAUGGCAUUGUGCAUGAACAGUGUAUGAAUGUUCUGACACUUAUAAUCACAUUAUGUCUAAAUUAAACUCUUUCUGACAUGUUUAAGGGCACUUGUCUUGAUUGAAAAAUAUGACAUUUUAAAGUUGCUACAUGCUAAACAUAUUUUAGUGGAGGUGGAAACCCUUUCUCUCUGCUCCAUGCUAUUCAAAAAACUUAAAAAUGCACAGCAAAUAGUAUUUAACCAAAAUUUCCCCCCAUCAUUGAGACUAAGAACAAAUGUAAAAAACGUCAGUUGAAAGGGCAGUGCCGGCAAUAGGCAUAAGCAGACUAAGCAAUUGUUUAGAGACCUGAGCAGCUCAAAGAGCUCCCCAUUUGCUUUUUUAGUAAGUGUUGGGGGGCACCCCAAAAUAUUCCUGUUUAGGUUCCCCAAUGGGCUAGCAAUGCCUCUGAAAGGGUAAGUCUUAAAAUAAAGUUAAGGGUGUGAAAACCGGCUGAUAACUCAAGAGUCUCCUCAGGUACUUGUUGCCACAACAAUACUGUAAUUCACUAACUUAGAAAAUUCAUAAGUAAAUACUUAAGAUGCUGUGGCAAACCUUUUAUAAGAAAUAAAUUUGUUUAAACGUGUAUGAACAUGUUAACUUGAAUUUAUCAAGUAUGCUGUAAAGUACUACUACGUGUUAGAAAUUAAAAACUAUAAAUGUG